AACCUGUGCGCUUCGACAUGAUGACAUCGACGCGUCCUCCUCGCCGGUUGCUCGGACAUUCCUCGCAGAGUCGCAGGGCGUAAGAGAAAAAAUAAUCUCAAACAACGAAACUCAGGCGAGAGAGAGAGAGAAAUGAAGAAGUCGGGAGGAGCUGAGAAGAAGAAAGUGAGAAGAUCGACGGGAGGUUCCGUACAGAAUGGCCCCAGAGGUCCCGUCGCCGACAACCCUCCUAGGAAACAAGCUCCAAAGAAAGACGUUUUCCAGUUGUUUGCUGAGAGGGUAAGGGACCACAAGGAUCUGGAAUCAAGGUGGGCCGUGUUACAGGAAACACGAGUCGAGUAUUUCAGAGGAAAGGACUUUGUAAGAUUCUUGAAGAAACACCCCGAGCUGAAAGAUAUCUUGGAAUCAGACAGGAAUCUCGAUGCAGAAGACAUAGCCAAUGCUUUGGUGAGGAAGAAUCUUCUGGUUAGGUGUGAUCGUGUUGUGAAAACCAUUCGUCCCGGAAAGAAAAAGUUAUCUACUUGGCCUGCUCAUUUGGAGAUCUUCUCUGAUCAAGUUUUCUCCGAAAAUGAUGCCUUUUUCGCGUGGACGUUCAUUAGAAGACACCCUUUAUGGCAAACGCUUCUCUCGUUCUUCUGGCCUGUACUAACCCUCGCGAUCUGCUUGUUUCCUAUCUAUCCACAUCGGUGCAAACUACUGAUACUAUAUUCAUGUGCCGGCAUCCUCCUCAUGAUACUGACUUUUCUUUUGUUGCGAGCAAUGGUGUUUGGCGCCGUAUGGAUCCUUCUUGGAAAGAGGGUUUGGUUCUUCCCCAACAUUCUGGCGGAAGAAGCAACGCUUCAGGAGCUUUUCCGUUUCUGGCCAAAGAGAGACGAAGAAGAGCCUCCAAAAUGGACAUCACGGAUUUUCUACGCCGUCGUAGCUGUAGUGGUCAUUUUGUUACUCAGGCACCAUGCUCCCGAUGAGGCUGCCAGAGCGAGAUAUCAUAAGCGAAUGUCGAACAUCAUAGACGAUGUACUCGAGUGGUCUCCCAAGCUAGCACUGUCAGGGAUGAUGGAGAAGCAGCCGGAGGACGAGGAGCCUGUUGUAGUAAAUGCAACCGAACCAACAGAUUCUUCUUCGGACAGGAACCACCAGUCAGGUUCUGAACAUGUGGAUCCGCCGGAUCUUACAGGCACAGAAUCAAUCCGAUGAGGAUGAUAACAGGGUUCGAGAAGAAAGAUCAAGUAGUGCGUCACCACAUCAUCCUUAAGGCAAAAACCCAAGUACAGAACGAAGACGAUGAACUAGAACAGGAUCUGUCUGGUUCAGCUCUCACGGAUUACGAUGGAAAUUUUUUCUAACUAUACAAUCGUGACUAGUACCACAUUCUCUGGGAUUUUUCAGGCAAGAGAAAUGUAUAAUAGCUUCAAACGCCACACGUAAUGAAAAGAGUUGGAACAUAAAAAAGUAAUAACACAUAAACUCAAUCA
Messenger RNA from Tarenaya hassleriana, 1472 nucleotides. RefSeq lists its product as uncharacterized. Gene Ontology annotation, biological process: post-translational protein targeting to membrane, translocation. Gene Ontology annotation, cellular component: endoplasmic reticulum membrane; endoplasmic reticulum. NCBI's taxonomy places the organism in Eukaryota, Viridiplantae, Streptophyta, Magnoliopsida, Brassicales, Cleomaceae. The coding region runs from base 133 to 1194 and encodes 353 amino acids. The transcript is spliced from 5 exons. The record is from RefSeq and is a predicted model, not a curated record.